CUAAUUUUAAGCCUGUUUUUUAUAGUUUGUCUCCAUUUUCCAUUGGAGUUGUUUAUUGUAGGAAUUACACCUAAAUUAUGAGGCUGCUGGUAUUAUUGGGAAUGCUGACAGCAUGUGCUGCAAUAACCCAAGAUCUGUCUGGGAAGAUGCUCAUCUUCCCUCUUGAAACCAACACAACUCAUGUGAAACUAAAAACAACAAAAAAGGAUUUCAACGGAGUAACUGUCUGUCAAAGAUCCUUUACAGACCUUGAAAGAACCCACCUCCUGUUCUCUUUAUCAACACCCACUUAUACAAAUGGCUUUCUGGUUCUCUGGCAUGGCUCUGACAAGGCACUGGGGAUUUAUACCAGGAAUGCAUAUGCAGUUUUUGGAAAACUUGACUACAAGCUAAACGCAUGGCACUCUGUCUGCACCACAUGGGAUUCUGCGUCCGGAUUGGUGCAGGUGUGGUUGGAUGGACGACCUUCCACUAAGAAAUUCACCAGCUCUGGAUCAACUAUAAACGGAAAUCCUAUAAUUAUUUUAGGACAGGAGCAGGACACUCACGGUGGCGGGUUUGACAUCAAGCAGUCUUUUGUUGGCAUGAUGUCUGAUGUCCACAUGUGGGACUACAUCCUCUCUCCCUGUGAGAUCCAGAAAUACGUGGAUGAACGAAAUUUCACUCCAGGGAAUGUGCUGAACUGGAGGGCCAUGGAUUUUCAGAUAAUAGACAAAGUGCUGCUAGAGAAUAAAGAAAUGGUUUGUUCUUAAACUCUAAAAUCAAUAUAAAAAGUAAGAAAAGGCAACGAUCAUAAAAAAAUGACCAACGCUAAAUCAAUGCUUUAGUAAUUGAUUACUUUUUGUAUAAUUGGAAUAUUAUGUUUUAUUUCCAUUUUGUUGCUUGUUGUUAGACAUGCUUGUCAUGGAAAAGGAUGCUGUUCCUGUUACAGAAUGACUUAGACCUCACAUUGUCCUAUGACCCCAAGCAAUGGUAUCACAAUGAGUAUAAUGUCUUUCUGCCACUAAACCAAUUUUACAGGCUGCCUCUAAGUGAGCGAGGAAUAUGGUGUAUCAAUAUGUCCUUCUAUAAGCCUCGUUAUUUCUUUUAAUAAAUAGGAAAAUUCUCUUCAUUACA
Messenger RNA from Fundulus heteroclitus (mummichog), 1116 nucleotides. Its product is annotated as female protein. Bases 78 to 752 code for a protein of 224 amino acids. NCBI's taxonomy places the organism in Eukaryota, Metazoa, Chordata, Actinopteri, Cyprinodontiformes, Fundulidae. The record is from RefSeq and is a predicted model, not a curated record. The transcript is spliced from 6 exons.